This is a messenger RNA of Diabrotica virgifera virgifera (western corn rootworm), 12625 nucleotides long. Its product is annotated as apical junction component 1 homolog. NCBI's taxonomy places the organism in Eukaryota, Metazoa, Arthropoda, Insecta, Coleoptera, Chrysomelidae. The coding region runs from base 1 to 1110 and encodes 369 amino acids. Gene Ontology annotation, biological process: cell-cell junction organization. The record is from RefSeq and is a predicted model, not a curated record. The transcript is spliced from 2 exons. Gene Ontology annotation, cellular component: apical junction complex; plasma membrane.
AUGAAGACUCCUGGAAUGAUACAAAAGAAUGACUUAAGGGAGACGGUGUCAGCUAAUACUAGUCCGUGCCAUAAGCCCCACGAAGAAAAUUCUUCAGAGCAGUAUAGAAGAAGAUCAGAGGGCUCAGAACCAGCUUCGGAUUCCAACUCUCGACGAGCAUCUUUCAAUUCCUCUCCGGUACUACGUUGCCGCUAUGCCAGAUGUGGUAAAACGGUGAUAAUAUCGUCAGCCGAAGCUAACGGCUUCAAGAACUGUCACAAUUGCUCAUACACCUACUGCUCUAGGGCUUGCAGACGAGCUCAUUGGGAAAAGCAUAGAAAAACGUGUCUCUUCUCGCGCAUCGGCAGCCUCUGCCGACAAGUAAUAGCGGCGUGCAAGGAAAAAAAAGAUACUCUAUGUCACCUUUCCCAAAUGGCUAGAAGAGGUUACCUGUCACAUGGUAUCGGUGCUGUUAAGUGUUUCUUUCCUAACCCGGAAUCAGCGGAACAAUUCCUAUCUAAAGGCUUACCCAAUCUAGGUGAGUUAACCUACGUCCGUUGGCAGGACUUACUUCCCUCAGAAAUGGGACCCCAGUUAUAUGCCGAAUUAGUGAAAAUGUGUAAGAACUACAAUCCCGAUAGUAAACUUGUGCUUUAUGUUUCAAUUUGCGUGAUUUCUGAAUCACCAGCGACGGGUUCUGUGAAAUGGGAACGACAGCUUGUAUCGAGAUGCGGCAAAAUGAGACUCAGCAAAGAUGUUCAAAUACCAGAAAGAGAACCCACAGAAAGUACCGAAACUUUAAUCCUCACUUCGGCUCCUAUCGAAGCUGAUCCUUUCACAGUAAAGGAGAUACGCGAAAAAGCUGUAGAUAACCUAAAAAAUCAUCUGAAAUCCAGAGGCGUGUCGUUAAAAAGGCACCAACCUGAAAUCCAUAAGCAGUUAUUAGAGUAUUGUUCUAAUGUUAGUACAAAGUUUACACCAGUUACGAUGUAUCCUAAGGAUAACAUAUCUGGGAAAAAUUUAAUGUGUAUCCUUAUGUUAGAUGCCAACGAAGAAAGUGUCAAAGAAGUGGAAAAUGCAGGAGUUAAAGUUAGGACUGUUAAUUUGUUAGACGAUACUUGUAACGACUGAUUAAUUCUCGAACAAAUUUUAUUGUUAAUAACAAAAUUAAUGGAAGAGCGUACACCCUAAAUGAAAUGUUGUUGAUUGUGUAUAAACUGACAAAUGCAUUUGAUAGCGAUACGAUGGUCAUUCGUUAAAAAAUUUUCUACAUGCUGUUGAAAAAUACAUAGUGCGAUGUGCUGGGAGAAAUCUGGCAACACCGCCUUAUCGGUCAACUCUCCCUCUCUCUUACCCCACCCCUUUCGCCUUGCUGCAUUGCUCAGUGUCGGCCUAGCAGCAGCCUUCGAAGAUGUAGGUCCCGGUCGCUGUUAUUGCUAAUGUGAAAUUCAUGCUGUGAUACGUUCUUAAAUGCAAAAUGGAUUUCACCUAUUGACAUUCAUUGUCAGUUAAUUGAAUUUUAUGGGUAGAAGUGCAUCUCUGUUCAACAUGUUCUCAAAUGGUCGGAAAACAUCGCAAAAGAUCGGAGCGGAAGGUAUUCAGAUUCAUCGUGAAUUUCCGUUCGGCCUUCACUGUAUUACGGUUCUCAAACUUUUUUGGUCGCGGCACCCUUGUAGGGCUAAAAAUAUUUCGAGGCACACCAACCCUUGAAGCGAUUUGGGAAACGACAAAAAAAAAAUACAAUUCUGAGGCUCAUUUGAUUUCAAUAUAAACUUUAUUUCAGAUCAAUAAAAUAAAGUACAUUUGAUAUUCAAAUAUCCUUACUUAAUGUGAUGAAUGAAACUGUUUCGAUGAUGUUUUCAUUAUAUCCUUUAUAAUUAUGGGAAUCUUUGUAAGUUUGACUCUCAAAUCCCUUGAUGGUUGAAGUUUCUGUAUUUGUUUUUAAUAUAAGCAUAUGCGGAGAAAGAAGACUCACAGAGAUAAGGCUAUGUGAAACACACAAGUUUUUUCCCUGCAACCUUGCCGACAACAUUAUUUUGUGAAUAUACCUGCAUCCAGAACUUUUCUUGGCUUCCUUCACGGUAUUUGAAAUUUAAACUGCUAUCUUCGCUGAUCUCAAGUAGAUUUUGAAAAACUUCAUUUGUCAUUCCGACAGGUUUAUUUUUGGGUCGCAUGGAAACGGGUCCACCAUCCAGCUGUAUAAGUCAUCUGAUUCAAUGCCAGGAAAAUGGUUUAUAAUACUUUUACAGUGGAUCUUUUAGUUCAAAUAGUCUCCCUAAAAUUGUUGACCUCUGUGUUGAGCAAAAGAUUAAAGUGAUCAAUACCCAUAUCUUCAGCGGUGAGCUUUACAAGGCGUGCUUGAAGCGGACGGCUCUUCACAUGAUUAAUUAUUUUCACAGAACCAUCCAAUACGUCUUUCACAUCUUGCGGCAUCUUUUUAGUUGCCAAAGAAUGGCGAUGUAAGAUACAAUGACUGCCGGAGGCAUUUUCUGCCACUACCUUUAUUCUAGAUACCGCCCCUCUAAUUUUACCAACCAUUGCAGCCGCUCCACCACUGCAAAUAUCCACACAUUUACUCCACUCUAUAUCAUUUUUUCUUAUGUACUCGUGGAUAGCCUUGAAAAAUUUCUUCACCAGUGGCAUAACUUUUAAGUUCUUCACACAUAAGGAGUUCUUCUUCUAUUUUCAUCCCGAAUGGAAACCUCACAAGCACAAACACAGUACAGCAACGUCGAUACUUUCAUCAAGCUGUAAACUUAAAAAUUCACAAUUUUUAAUCUAUUUAUAAGCUCUCUCUACAAAGUCUGAAAUAGUGUGAAGUCUCUUGCUUAUAGUGCUGUUUGACAUCUGCACAUUAUCAAUCUUCUUGGUCAUAUCUGGACGUAACAUGCAUUAUACGACAUCCUUCACGCAAGGUUUAGUCAGUUCCUCGGCAAUGGCAUGGGGUUUUCCAGCUUUUGCAAUGUGCAAACCAACAAUAAAUGAUGCUUUAGUGGCGUUUUCAUUUUUGUAGACUCUUUCCAUCAUGCAUGAUCCUUUCUGAAGAGAUAAAGCACGACGUUUGAAGGUUUCUUUGGCCUUAUCGGCUAAACCAGGAUGAUUACUUUCCAAAUGUCUUUUUAAUUUAGAUGGGACCAAGCACCCAUUAGAAACAAUUUUGUGAUAAUUAACGCAUUGGCCUUCUGGUGCCUGUUCGUUGCCAACUUGAAUAAAGCCAUAUAAUGUGAGAGAGCAAGGAUCAUACCUUCUUAUUUUUCCCCGAAUUUCUUUCUGAUCAGAAACCUCCUUUCCACGGAAUCACGUAUUGAGGGAGAACAACUUGGAUGAGCUGGAAUCGAAUGGAUCUCGUGGACAUUUGCAUCUUCUCCAUCUCUGGUUGUCACUGAAUCAGUUGAUUCAGAUGCUUCAGUGACUUUACUACAUUUCCUUUUUAAAGACCCAGAUUUCAGCCAAUUUUCCAUUAUUCUGAAAUGAGAAAAAUGUCCCAAAUAAAAGAGAGCAAAACAUUGCCAACAAUGAAAGGCAUUUUCCAACCGUAAUAGUUUAUGGCAAAAAUAGCAACAAAAGUAGGUACAUAAUAUUAUACAUACAUAUUAAUUCCAAUGAAUAUAAUUACUUAGGUCGCCAUUUUUCUCCUGCAGUUAUACCUAAAACUUCCACUUUGAAAUCUAACUCAAAUUUUUUACAAAACUCACUUAUCGGCUGCAAGAAUCAAACUGGAAUGAAUGAAUGCCGGUAGCAGCCGCAUCGGUCGAAUUCGGCUGUUUGUUUCUCGGUCGCCAUCGAGAAUACACAAGUACAAAUAGUCAACAUGUUUCGAUUGGACAGUGGUGCAGAGGCCGGUUGUUCGACUUUUCUUAAAUGUUCCACGUCACCCUUGGCAAAUGCUUGCGGCACAACAGGGUGCCGCGUCACCCACUUUGAGAACCUCUAAAAAGAGUCUACACCAUUUGCGAAUAUAUUGAACAGAUAUGCACUUUUACCCACAAACUUCGAUUAGCUGACGAUGAAUGUCAAUAGUUGAAAUCCAUUUUGCAUUUAAAAAACAUAUCACAGCAUGAAUUUCACAUUGACGGUAACAGCGACCGGGACCUACAUCUUCGAAGGCUGCUAGGCCGACACUGAGCAAUGUAGCGAGGCGAAAGUGCUGGGGUAGAGAGAGGGAGUGUUGAUGUGUAAGGCAGUGUUGCCCCUUUUCUCCCAGCAUGUUGCACUCUUUCGCAGCGGUAUAGGGAACCUUUUUUACAAAUGAUCCUCGUAUAAAACAUGUUUUGAUUUUACUUUCAUAGGUACUAUGAAAAAGUACUCAUUCUAAAUGAAAAAGUAUUUCACUGAAGGGUACUUCUGAAAUAAAAUCAGUCAGUUUUUUAUGUAAUAUAACAUUGUAUUUUCAAAUGUUUUAUUGUUAUAAAGAUAAAUUACUAAAAAGGGUAAAGGCAGGACAAUCUUAAUCAAAAGAAGAAUAUGUAAUUUAUCUUGUAUUAUUUUACUUAUUAACAACUUCAACAAAGAUAUGUACGUAAGAAAACAUUAAUUAAAAAGUUCUAAAAAUAUCAAUCUAUCCAGUCUAAGUAAUAUGGACACUCCAUUUUUAAUAAAACAAGAGAUAUUUAAUAUUUUUUUGGCCAUCUAGUGUCAUGAAUUCGUUCUAAAUGGCCAUACCACCUCAGCUUUUUUCUAUUAUAUUAUUAUCUACGUUCAUAUUUCUUCUUAUGUCGUCAUUUUUGACAUUGGCUAGCCUUGAAAUCUUAGCAGUUUGAAGGAUAGCAAUUUCCUGUAUCUUUUCCGCAAAUUGGAGAACCUAAGGAAGCUGUUAUAACGUGUACUAACUUCUCAUAUGGUUGGUUCCCAACGGUUCCAUAUGGUUUUGUAAAUGGAUUUUUGACUGACGUCUUCCUUAUUCAGUUUUGUUUUUGAUGUCUUGCUGGCUCUUUCCGUCAAAUGUUAAUAUUACACUCAAGUAUUUGAAGGAUGAACAAUGUUUAAUAGGUACUAAAUUUUUCUUUGAAAGCUGAUAAAGAGUGUGACUUGUAGCUCUUUCAAGACGACAGACUCAGUAAAACACAGGUUAAAAAACAAAAUAAAUAUAUUCAAGGUAAUUAUGUACAGAUCAAAAUAAAAAUAAAAUAUAAUUCUGGUUAUUGUCCCGUUGCAGAGAAGUCCCUCCUGGAUAGACGUCUGCAAAAGAAAAGCAAACUUAAUAACAAAACGAAAUAUCCUUACACCUCACUGCAGUGUAAGAUACAAAACAGUCACGCGAUUAAAAUAUUAAUAAUUUAUCGGGAGCUCGUUCACUUCAUUUGCUACCGUUUAAUUAUGAGCCUGCAAAUUAUCACGUCAGUACGGUGCACUCAGAGCUGUCGCUUCAAGACUGGAGAAUCUCCGUUCGGUGGCCUCCUUAAGUAUCUCUCUGUCUGGGCUGUUUCGGAGUGGAAAUGAGUGGGGUGUCGUUCUGCGCGGAUGGUGGAACUCGCACGAUUCUAGCUGUGCGUGCUCGCGGCGUAUCAUUACAAGAGAACCAAACAAUUGAAGUACAAAGAAGAAUCAGAUUGCCUUGGGCAGCGUUUGGAAAGUUAAGAUGGAUACUAAAAAGCACAAAGAUACAACAGUACCUAAAAACCCGUGUAUUUGACCAGUGCAUCCUUCCUGUUCUGACGUAUGGCUCAGAAACAUGGACAUUAACAAAGGCCAACAUAAACAAAAUAGAAAUAACUCAGAGAAAAAUGGAAAGGUUCAUGUUUGGAAUAAAACUGCAAGACAGAAAAUCAAACAAAUGGAUAAAAGAGAAAACAAAAGUAAAAAAUAUAACUGAACAUAUAACAGGGUUAAAGUGGAGAUUUGCGGGCCACAAUGCGAGAGAGGAAGAUAAAAGAUGGAAUCCUGAAAUACAAAACUGGAGAUCGUGGACAGGAAGAAGGGGAAGAGGAAGACCUCAGAUGCGAUGGAAGGACGAUAAUGUAAAAGCUGCAGGAACUCACUGGAAAAGCGCAGUCAAGGAUAGUCAGAUAUGGAACGAUUUGGGGAAGGCAUAUGUCCAAAGCUGGAUAGAAAUGGGCUAAAGAAGAAGAAGAAGAAGAAAUUUUUCUCUAACGAUAUAUUGCUAGUUUUUAUCGUCAAUUACCAUAAGAUUGCUCUUAUGUACAUUUAUUGUUGAACUUGCUGUUAUUGAAUUUACAGUUGAACGCAUUGAACGGUAAUAAUAGGUGACGUCCUACAGCGUCUUUAUUCUGUGUUCAUUACUGUUCAUAGUCCUAUAAUAAUUUACCAGGCAUUACUUCUUCCAUAUUCUUUCCCAGUAAUUGUUUUUAGCAUUCUUUACCAUGCUUGUUACUAAUCUUAUUUGCUCUUUAUAUAUUUCUAUCUUGUGUAAUUUCAGUAGCUAUUUAUUUGUCGUAAGCUUUCUUCUGCUCUUUCACGGGUUUCUAGUUCAUGGGUUUUCCAAGGGCAUUCCUUUUUUGUAAUUAUUACCGUAUUUUCUAGUAUCCUAGAGCUUCUUUUAUAACAUUAUGAGUACAAGGUUUCAUGUUCUUAUACAUGUAUGUUCUCUACUGACUCAUCUUUUAUCUGCGUAAGUUUGGUCACCAGACGUAGUGGAUUUAGGAAUUUAAUGGAAUAAUCAUGUAGAGCAGUGGUUCCCAACCUUUUAUGUCUGGCGACCCACCUUCUGAUGUUUUUUCAUAUUCGUGACCCAUCCCACACCCAUGAUGAUACAUAUACAGUUGAGUCCGGGAAUCUUUACCCUGUUGCUGUAACUUGCUGUUGCGAUUAGUAAAUUUCAAUUUCCGACUUAUCAUCGACUUAUUUCGUAUGCUUUAAACGAUGACGCACGGGUAAAGAUUCCCUGACUCAACUAUAUGUACGUUACUCAGCUACUGUAAUCUGUAAUAGCCACGCCGCGACCCACCCGAAAUCUACCCGCGACCCACUAGUGGGUCGCGACCCGCCGGUUGGGAAACGCUGAUGUAGAGUAUCUUAGAUAUACGACUUCCAGAUUUUCUUUGCUUUUUACUCUUUCAGUUUUUAUUAAAUAGGGGAAAUAUAUGUUUUCUGUAAGAAGAUAGUGAUCUGAACCACACAUAAUCCUCUUUGUGUCGUCAUAGGUAUUGAUAAUAUUACGUCUCUUGUAGUGCUUAUUGUUUGUACUCGUCUUCAGUCAUUUCUUUAACAACUUUUGCUUAUAAUGUGUUUAGCAUUGGUGUUACUAUAAAGCCUCCGUCGUUAUCACAUAUUUUCUGAUCAGCUUGCUUAUGGAUUUAUGGUAUUUUCCCAUAUUAAUGCAUUAAUGAAACAUCUCGGUCAUCACGGGAGUUUAUUUUGCUUAUUUAUGCUACUCUAUUAACUCUUUAGCAUUUCAACUGCCCUUUACCUACCAGUGAAAGUAUAUAUUAUGUACAAAACAUCAGAAUGUCCAGAAUAGAAUCAAUAUUGAUCAACUGAUUAUUUUUUACUUCUUAAUUAAGACAAUUGAGCUACAUAUUUCUUAACUUUUUUUUGAUAAUAUAGAAAAAAAUAUUAUUUAGGUAUUUAUACAGAGAUAUUUACACCUUUUCCUUAUUGGAGUGUCCGUACUAAUUUAAGGACAACUGUGAUAAAAUUAAUAUAGUUGUUCGACUCUUUACAUGCUUAUUGGUCUUGGGUGAAAUCAUAGUGACUACAUCAACAAGAAAUGAGCUGUAAAUAUUUAAAGCAUCUGUCAUUCUAAAAAUCUGUGGAUGACUCUUCCAUUAAUAUUAAAUGUUCAAAAUGUUGCUCAUAUGUCCAGUUUUCCUUAUGGAAAACAACCAAAAUUGUUUAUACAGUGUAAACGUAAAAUCAAUUGAAGCUUUCUAAAUUUUCUCAUAAAAACUUCAAUUUUGAACACAAAAUAUGAAUGAUAUUCAUAUUAUAUCAGUUACCUACUUUUAAGUAUAAUGAAAAUCAUGAAAUAGUAUCUAUGUAAAAACUCACAUUGUGAAAUAUAGGUUUUAAAUAUUUUUAUUGUUUAUUUUAAUAAUUAUAAACAAAAUGAAAAAUUUUUACUUUCGGGUUUAAUUUGCAAUAACUUUUUUGUUUAUAAACAUUUAUUUAAUUUAGAAAAUCUCACUUAAAAUAGCAAAUAUUUCUAAAAAAGUCUUUUGUUGAAUAUAUUCAUCUAUACUAAAACCAAAAUAGAGAUGCACUAGAAAUAAACAAACCAAGACACUUGCUUGUUACGAGAAUCACUCCCAAAUCAUGAUUUACAAUGUAUACAUUCCAAAUCUCCCGAAUCAUGAUUUACAAUGUAUUGUUAAGAUCUACUUUCUCUUACUUUUAUAAUAAUUAGUAUUUAUUUAAUUAAUUAUUCAAUUGUCGCAAAUCAUACAUAAAAAUUAAGAAAAAUCUCAGGGUGCCUUUUUGUCAUACAAAAAAAAAAUAACUAAAUUAUCUUAGGUUAUACUUAUCCUUUCUCGUGGUUUCAGUAUCUCUUAGUUGAUCCUUAUCGGGAUAAAAUAGGAAAAGAAAAAAAAAUAGAAAUACCAUAAAUAAGCACAUACAAAUAUCUUUUAUUAUCAAAAUGUAAUAAUCUGAAAAUUUAUCAAUUAAAUCCUGUGGGCAUAACUGUCCCAAUGAAACUUUUACAACAUUAAUUAAUUUUAAUUCAACAAAUAUUUAUCGGUUUGUUCUUGAUAACAUUGAUAAAACAAACUAUACAAACAAAUUUAGGUAUUAUAUUUCCUAUUAAAUUUUUAAAAUAUUGGAAUCUUAGUUCAUAUGCUUUUACUCAAAUUUAACUUCUGAACAUAAAGAAAAUCUAUCACAUAAAUUAUUGACUGACCUUUUGAUUCACACAUAAUGAUGUCUCCUCUUGACCCAAACAGCUCGUCCUUGUUGAUUAUGUUAGGCUACCCAUCAAAGGCCUCUCCGUUCUCAGCAUCAAUCCAGCAGCAUACCAGCAACUAAUUCUCCAAAACACGAGCCAGGCCUCUUUUGACCAGUACUCGUUAAAAAAAAACUCCAAAAUUCUCUCCUCUCUUUCUCACAAUAAUAUUUUCUCCCUUGGACUUUACAGAAUCAAAGAGGUAUUUCUUCUCAAUUUGAUCUGUCUCUCGUUCCACUUUUCAGCUACACUCUUCACUAUCUAACAACCACUGGUACUUGCUUCUGAACUAUUCACGAAAACUUUGACUGCUCUUCUGCGAUGCCGGUCACAUAAUAAUCUCCUUUUCCAAACGAUCUGAACAUUCAACCUUCUCUCAUCCCCAUUCCAAAUUGCUAAACCAAUCAGAAAUAUUUCUGUCUCCCUAUUCCUCUUUUUUCAUUCGAAAAAACCCAUGCAUCCUUCCAACAAAUACUUCUACUCAUGAUAAUUACUUUUCGGGAAUCCUACAAACUUACUUGGGGCUUAAACAAAGAGCCUUAAAAUUCCAACUUUCUCUACAUUAUUUUUCUAAAUAUAAUAAUUACCUGUGGCUUUUGGCCUAGCUCGUAACAAAGCAACCGUUUUAAAAUUAUAAUUCCGAGAUAAAUUGUCUAUUCACAUCACUUUAUUUACUAAUGUCUUUAAUUCUUCAGGGAAAAACUCAUUAAAGAUAAACCCACUGCUUAAAGACUAACUUAUAAUAAAUAGUUACAAAUCAAUAUACAGGGUGUAUCAAAUUUAUGUGCCCGCGUUAUAUAAAAAAAAUAAAAAUUUUAUUCUAUCUUUGAUUGAUAAAAUGAUACACAAUAGUAUAUUAUGAUUUGGGAGUGCUUUAGAUGCUUUUAUACAAUGUAUAUACAUCGUAAAUCCAAAAUCAUGAUUUACAAAGUUUAUACAUUGUAAAUCAUGAUUCGGGAGUGCUCCUCAGCUCCUCGUAACAUUCAACGUGUCUUCGUUUGUUUAAUUCUAGUGCAUCUUUCUUGUGAUUUUGUAGAUAUAGAAUGCUAAGUUUUUCACAAUAUUGAAAUGAAUGGAAAAAGUAGUUUUCUUAUUUAAAAGUUAAUAAAAAACCAUGACGCAGUAAAAAUUUCGAUGCCCAUGAGAUGGUCCGCCUUUUCUAUUGACUUCCCCAGAUUCGGCUUCAUUUACUGGGGUAUAAUUAAAAUACACUGUAUAUACAUUUUUGUAGAAAUUCGGUACAACACAUAUAACUGGGUAAACCGAUUGUAAGUCUUUCAUAGUUUAUCAAAUUGUUUUAUCGUUCAAGGGUAACACUCUGGUAUAUGAAUAUCGUAACUCUGCUGGUUGAAUUAUCAAUAGGUAGAAAACAUUACUUGAUGGGUAUAGAACGGAAAUUUAUAGGUUAUAAUUAUUACGUAUUAUUAAAAUAAAGAAAUAUAAAAUGUUGAAUAUUAUUUUAAAGGUAUGUUAAAUUUCACAAUCAUUUGAUAACUUGGCCCAUGGUUAGUCUAUUGUUACUAAAUACUUGUAUAGUAGCAUAUAUAUUUAAUUAUAUCACAUUGUCUUCUUUUUCUUUUCCUUCUUUUCAUUAAAAAGAUAACUCUUCAGUGAUUACAGCUACAUGACAUAUGACAUUCAUUUUCCAAAUACUUUUGUUCUGCUCUGAUAUGGUAAACAGUUUCUUCCAGUUGUCGACAGUUACUUUAAAAAAUCCUUGUCCAAUUGAUACUUUAACAGCGUCUAAUAAGAAACGAAUAUUUUGUUUUGCAAUUAAAUUAAUUUUUUAUUUACAAACCAAUCCGUAGGUAUAUAGUCCACAUUAUAGUUUAAGGUAAUCAUUAAACCAUUCUUUCUUAUAUACACUAAGCAUCAAAAUUAACGCACCACCUUAAAGAUGGGACAUUUUUGAUGUCUCGUAUUUCCUAAACCUGUUGUCUGAUUUUACUGAUUUUUUUAGUAUAUUAUAGAUUUAUUCUUCGAGAAUAUCGAUGUAAUAAUACUAUUGCCAAAUAGGUAAGUGUCAUUGUAUACCGGGUGUAACAAUGAUAGUGUGUUUUUUCUUCAAAGCUUGGAACACCCUGUGGAGUGUCAGGCACGUAGCCAGGAAAUGUUCUUGAGGGGGGUUCAAACACAACUUAAAUUUUUUGUUAGAUUAGACUGUAAGAAAGGUAUUGAAAAAAUACUCAGAAUAAAUUUUAGAUCCAUAUGCAAAAUUUGAAAAAAACCAUCUUAAUAUUUUAAAAAUUGCAAUAACAAAUGUUUACAUAUUACUUUACUAAGAUGUAACAUCUAUAUGACGACAAUCUCACCCUAGUAAAGUAAGUUGUUUUUAAUAGCUGAUUUCACCAUUGUAUCUUUAAUAUCAUUUUAGCGUCCCUGAUAAUGUUAAUGACUACUAACGAAAUAUAGGAUUCUGUAGAAAAAAGUACACCUGGUCUUCUAUCUAUUCAGCUGUCGACCCAAUAAUUUUUGGUUAUUUGAUAUAUCAUCAUCAUCUAGCCUUAUGCAUCCAAAGUUGAACAUAGGCCUCCCUCAUUUCUUCGAGUUCUGCCGAUCUUGGGCUUUCAGCAACUAAUUCCCAGCAACCCGUUUAAGUUUGUCUGUCCAUCGUGUAGGUGGUCUACCUCUACUUCUUCUGUAAUUACCACUUCUGUAAUUACCACUUCUGUAAUUACCUUCUUCUGUAAUACCACACAGUAAUUCUUUGGAUCCACCACCGGUCUCCAUUCUGGCUACAUGGCCCGCCCAAUUUCACUUCAGCUAUGCUAUUAGCCCUAUGACAUCUGUGAUGAUGAUUUGAUUAUCUAUAUAUCUGGCUUUCGACGUUCCAAUGAACGAAACAAAGAACCAAGAACUGAGUAUUUCGUUUCCCAUCUUGUUUCUGGGUAAAGUUUUUACUCGCUUCAUUGUUGAGAACGAAGGUUCUACACUGGCCGUUGUGACAGGGAUAGUUGCCAAAAUUGUAAGGAAUUUGUAAAUGUUUAGAAAAAAAAAUCUUUAUUACAAGGUUCUAUUACGUAGAGAACUUCGGUAUUUGGUUCCAAAGAUGAUAUUGUAUUACAGUUGUUACACCAUAACAUAUAUUGUAUUCAGCUUUUAUUGCAGUAAGAGAAGUGUCGUGGGAGUAAUAGGCAGCCGAAUUUUCUAGCAAUUUUGCUUUUUCUGUAGAGGCAAUUGCAGUUAAAAGAAUUUGAAAUGCUGAUAGAAUACUUUCGUUUUUGCUAAAUCUGAUUUUUAAAUUUGAUAUAAGUUGAUCUGUACACUGAAUAAAAACAGAAAUAAUCCUAGUUAAAAAUAAUAAUAAUUACGUUCACUUUUUCAAAAAUAUUAAUAACUUGGAGAUAAACUUGCUGCCUUGGUUGCAGUUUUGGGAGGGGUCCGGACCCCAUGGACCCCUCCCUUGGCUACGUGCCUGUGGAGUGUGGAAUAUUCCAGCGUAUAUAAAAUAUUGAAAUUAAUACUCCAGUGUAGCCUUAGGCUUUCUUAACAUUUUGCUUUUUGAUUUAUUCGCUUAUGUGGGGUAAAAAAAGUUAGGUACUUUAACAACUAGCCAGUGUUUCUAAAUAAGUGCGACAAAUGUUAAGGGGUAAUUCUGCAUGAAAAAAUAAUGACCGUUUGCUUUAUAAACAUAUGUCCGCCCGCAAAUGCUUCGUUUCCGAGAUACGGGAUGUUGAAUUUUUUCUUACAAACUGACGAUUUAUUUAUUGCUCUAAAACUGAUUGAGAUAUGCAAACGAAAUUUGGUAGAUUUUAAGAGGUAGUUAUUGCGCAUUUUUUGACACACAAUUAAGAAUUUUAUAUUCACCAU